Messenger RNA from Lipotes vexillifer (Yangtze River dolphin), 566 nucleotides. It is a transcript of the gene STMN3, whose product is annotated as stathmin 3. Gene Ontology annotation, cellular component: cytoplasm; neuron projection. Bases 27 to 566 code for a protein of 179 amino acids. The record is from RefSeq and is a predicted model, not a curated record. Gene Ontology annotation, biological process: neuron projection development; regulation of microtubule polymerization or depolymerization; microtubule depolymerization. Gene Ontology annotation, molecular function: tubulin binding. The transcript has 5 exons. Lineage: Eukaryota; Metazoa; Chordata; Mammalia; Artiodactyla; Lipotidae.
UCCGCAACCCCACCGCCGCCAGCACCAUGGCCAGCACCGUGUCCGCCUACAAGAAGAUGAAGGAGCUGUCGGUGCUGUCACUCCUCUGCUCCUGCUUCUAUUCACAGCCGCACCCCAACACCGUCUACCAGUAUGGGGACAUGGAGGUGAAGCAGCUGGACAAGAGGGCCUCCGGCCAGAGCUUUGAGGUCAUCCUCAAGUCCCCUUCUGACGUGUCCCCGGAGAGUCCCAUGCUCUCCUCGCCCCCCAAGAGGAAGGACACCUCCCUGGAGGAGCUGCAGAAGCGGCUGGAGGCAGCUGAGGGGCGGAGGAAGACGCAGGAGGCGCAGGUGCUGAAGCAGCUGGCGGAGCGGCGCGAGCACGAGCGCGAGGUGCUGCACAAGGCGCUGGCGGAGAACAACAACUUCAGCCGCCUGGCCGAGGAGAAGCUCAACUACAAGAUGGAGCUCAGCAAGGAGAUCCGCGAGGCGCAUCUGGCCGCGCUGCGUGAGCGGCUGCGCGAGAAGGAGCUGCACGCUGCCGAAGUGCGCAGGAACAGGGAGCAGCGGGAGGAGACGUCCGGCUAA